This is a messenger RNA of Candida dubliniensis CD36, 1551 nucleotides long. RefSeq names its product snoRNP complex protein (gene SIK1). Gene Ontology annotation, cellular component: box C/D methylation guide snoRNP complex; small-subunit processome. The record is from RefSeq and is a predicted model, not a curated record. The coding region runs from base 1 to 1551 and encodes 516 amino acids. NCBI's taxonomy places the organism in Eukaryota, Fungi, Ascomycota, Pichiomycetes, Serinales, Debaryomycetaceae. The transcript has a single exon. Gene Ontology annotation, molecular function: snoRNA binding.
AUGCCUGGGUUAGACUACCUUCUUUUUGAAGAAGCCACUGGAUAUGGUAUAUUCAAAGUAUUAAUUCAACAAGACGACAUUGCAUCUAGACUGAAAGAAGUCCAAGAGGCCGCCAAUGAUUUAUCUAAAUUUUCCAAAAUGGUGGAAUUAGUAUCAUUUGCUCCAUUUAAAGGUGCAGCACAAGCUUUAGAAAACGCCAAUGAUAUUUCAGAAGGGUUAGUUUCACCAUAUUUACAAUCAGUUUUAGAAUUAAAUUUACCAAAAGCCUCCUCUAAAAAAAGGAUUGCUCUUGGUGUUUCUGAUAAAAAUUUGGGUCCUUCAAUCAAAGAAGUAUUCCCAAAUGUAGAUGUUUUAUCUAAUGAAAUUGUUCAAGAUUUCCUUAGAGGUAUCAGAGUGCAUGGUGCCAAAUUAUUUAAAGAUUUACAAGAAGGUGAUAUUGAAAGAGCCCAAUUAGGUUUAGGUCAUGCCUUUUCCAGAGCUAAAGUUAAGUUUUCUGUACAAAAGAACGAUAAUCACAUCAUUCAAGCUAUUGCCUUGUUGGAUCAAUUAGAUAAAGAUAUUAACACCUUUGCUAUGAGAGUUAAGGAAUGGUAUGGAUGGCAUUUCCCUGAAUUGGCCAAAAUUGUUCCUGACAAUUAUAGUUAUGCCAAAUUAGCCUUAUCUAUUAAAGACAAGGCUUCAUUAACUGAUGAUUCAUUACAUGAUGUUGCUGCUAUCUUGAAUGAUGAUUCAGGAUUGGCUCAAAGAGUUAUUGAUAAUGCUAAAAUUUCUAUGGGUCAGGAUAUUAGUGAACAAGAUAUGGACAAUGUUAUAACUUUUGCUCAAAGAGUAGUAAAUCUUUAUGAAUACAGACAACAAUUAUACAAAUAUCUUACUGAUAAGAUGCACACUGUUGCUCCUAACUUGUCCACUUUGAUUGGUGAAGUUGUUGGUGCUAGAUUGAUUUCUCAUGCUGGUUCUUUAACCAAUUUAUCCAAACAAGCUGCUUCAACUGUUCAAAUAUUGGGUGCUGAAAAGGCUUUGUUUAGAGCUUUAAAGACCAAGGGGAACACUCCAAAAUAUGGUUUGAUUUAUCAUUCAUCUUUUAUUGGUAAAGCUAGUGCCAAGAACAAGGGUAGAAUUUCUAGAUAUUUGGCUAACAAAUGUUCUAUUGCUUCAAGAAUUGAUAAUUAUUCUGAAGAACCAACCACUGCUUUUGGUGAAGUUUUAAAGAAACAAGUUGAAGAUAGAUUGAAGUUUUACGACACUGGAUCUGCACCAAUGAAGAAUUCUGACGCUAUUAAGGCUGCUUUAGCUUUGAAUGGCCAAGAUCUUGCUGAUGGCGGAGAACAAGAAGAUGUUGACAUGGAUGGUGAUGAAGAGGAAGUGAAGAAGGAAAAGAAAGAAAAGAAUGACAAGAAAGACAAGAAAGACAAGAAAGACAAGAAGGAAAAGAAGGAUAAAAAAGAAAAGAAGGAAAAGAAAGAUAAAAAGGAUAAGAAGGAUAAGAAAAGAAAAUCAGAUGAUGGAGAAGAGACUCCAAAGAAAAAGAAGAAGAAGUCUAAGGAUUAG